AUGUUUAUUUUAUUUUUAAAAACAUGUUUUCCUGAACUCGUUCAAGCAUGUUUUUCUUUAUAUUUUUCGCCUCCUAAACAUUUUUAUUUAAAGACUGCGCAUCCUUCUCCUUUAAGCGUUACAAAAUUUUUUGGUUCAAAAUGUUUUUCAAAAACUAAUGAUUUAUUGAAGGAAUUGGGAAGAGAACCUAUUAAUUGGAAUGUUGUUUUACCUUGAACAAUUCAAAAAUAUUAGUAAUGUUUUUCAAUUUAUUUUUUUUCAAUUUCUUCAAAUUUUCCUUCUGCCCCAAAACUUACACACAUUUUCUUUAUUAAAAAUUUUAAACGAAAUCUCAUUAAACAAUAAAACAUAUUCUCUUUGUUUUGUUG
Molecule: messenger RNA, 368 nt
Organism: Meloidogyne enterolobii
Lineage: Eukaryota; Metazoa; Nematoda; Chromadorea; Rhabditida; Meloidogynidae
Source: the annotation of a GenBank genome assembly